Molecule: messenger RNA, 2211 nt
Organism: Aspergillus tubingensis
Lineage: Eukaryota; Fungi; Ascomycota; Eurotiomycetes; Eurotiales; Aspergillaceae
Product: putative G-patch domain protein
Exons: 2
Coding region: 1-2211 (736 amino acids)
Biological process (GO): mRNA processing
Cellular component (GO): nucleus
Molecular function (GO): RNA binding
Source: RefSeq, a predicted model, not a curated record
AUGGCCAGUAAAAGGAGCCGCGCCGCCUUCGAGGCAGACUUGCAGGCCCGCCAGUCUCCUUACGCGUUAUACGGAACCCCAUUGCCCCCAUUGGACGAUAGCGUGCGAGACGACGGAUCAUAUGCGCCCAUCUGGAAGCAGGAGGUAACCGAUGACCGGGGAAGGAAACGCCUACAUGGUGCCUUCACCGGUGGAUUCAGUGCCGGGUACUUCAACACCGUCGGGUCGAAGGAAGGAUGGACUCCAGCAACCUUUGUGUCUUCGCGCCAGAACCGCGCCAAGGAUGUUCGACAGCAGCGACCAGAAGAUUUCAUGGAUGAGGAGGAUGUUCGGGAAGCGGAAGAGUCCAAGAGACUGCAAACCGCCGAUGAGUACUCCGGCUUUGGUUCUACAGAUGCCGAAAUGGCGCGCCGCGGAGGGUUGAUGGACCUCCUGAAAACGAGCGGAGAAACUAUGGGGGUGAAACUUCUGAAGAGGAUGGGAUGGCGAGAAGGCCAGGGAAUUGGGCCCAAGGUGCGGCGUAGAGCUGACCUCGGGGACCGUAUGUUGCAACGUGAUGGAGGAGCCGAACAAACAUACCUCUUCGCGCCCGAAAACCCGCCAAUGGUUGCUUUCAUCCAUAAGACCGAUCAUAAGGGCCUUGGAUUUGAAGGAGAGGCCCGCCUAGACGCUCGGCAAACCAAAGCGAACGAGUCCGACGAUGAGGAUAACGAUUCGUUCUUCGGAAAGCGGCUAAUGGCUCCGGGGAAGUCGAAGCAGUCCAAGGCGAAAGAACCACGACGCGGGGCGUUUGGCGUCGGUGUGCUGAAUGAUACUGGCUCGGAUGAUGAGGAUCCCUAUUCCUUAGGCCCACAGAUAUCUUAUAACCGAGUGAUCGGAGGGGACAAGAAGAAGAAAAAGAAAGCAAAACCUGCCGAGGAUGCGCGACUACUCUCCAGUUCGUCCAACCCGCUUAUUGGCAGCAAACCCGUAUACAUACCGAAAAGGGUCAUUGCCGCCAAGGGCGCCGCCGGUUUUCGAAAGUGUUCUGAUGGCCGUUUGCCUUUGGAAGGAUUCUUGCUUGCGGAUGGCAUUUCAAGCCUCUCAAUAUCCUCGCAAGAGAAGAAGUAUGCGCCACCGGAAAUUCCCAAGGAUUGGAAAUCCAGCAAAGCACCGACACAGGAAAGGGAUGUCUCAAACUACGUUUCUACGGCGGAGGCAGCUAAAGCUUCGUCAAUGGAUCCUACCGCAAGAGCCGCGCUUUUGGGAGAAGCACAACUUCCCGGAAAGUCCAUAUUCGAUUGGAUGACUCCAGAGGCUCGGGAAAGGAUCGUGAAGCUUACGGGCAAGACCGAUCUGCCGCCGGCUCUUGGUGAAAAGGCCCCUAAAGGCUACGAGCUCUCAGAGGCGGAGAAGCGCAAGGAUUUGUGGGAUCUCGUACCCAAACUGGACAAGCAGGUAGCCGUCCAGGCACUCACACGAGCAGCCAGUGGUUGGAUGCCGUAUGCAGAAGAUCUAAGCAAACGGGACCGCUAUCGAACAUUUCUCCAAGUACGAGCUGGACUCCGUGACAGCCUUCCGGACCGGGUCCCCGGAUCAACUACAGAUGAAUGGGCAGCGGAACUACACGAAUUUGCGCGAGCGGCGGAGGUCUUUAAGCCCAUGUCUGGACUUAUGGCAUCGCGAUUCACCUCUGCCAGUUCUGGACCCAAAGAGUCGUCCGACAAAUCUGACGGGUCUCCUUCGGCGGAGCCUCUGCUUAGCAAGCCCGCAGCCAAACCAGAGGACCCUGCAGUGGAGGCAGCGAAAAUUGGCAUGUUUGGCCCAAUGACUCGAAGUAGCAUCUCUUUCUACCCGACGCGUCUCUUGUGCAAGCGAUUCAAUGUUCGGCCCCCCGAGCAUGUCCAAAUGGAUCCUGGUGCGCCAUCGGGACGCGCUGAAGCCCCCGUCUCCGGGAACCGGUUCCAAUCGGCAGGUUACCAGACCGCUUCCGGGCCGAAAGAGUUAGUUUCGCGGGAUGUUAUGAACCAACUCAUGCUUGAGGCUGGCGGUGGAUCUCUGGCAGCUGCAGACGCGGCCUCGCCGACGUCAUCAGGGCCAGCGGGAAGUCGGGCACCGGUGGUGGUCGAGCCAGAGCGAAACGAAGCAUUAGAAGCGGAGCGGCCGGGCGAGGCGGUGUUCAAGGCGAUCUUUGGCAGUGAUGAUGAAGAUGAGGAUGAGGAAAUGAGCUGA